AUGGAGGACCAGAAGUGUCUCGGCCUCCUCUUCGCCUUCCUCGCGGCUCUCUUCACAGGUUCGUACCAGGUGCCGCGGAAGCUGCCGGUGCUGCAGCAGCUGCAGCCGCCGCUGAACGAGCAGCUCUUUGUCGCUUAUUUAGG
Eimeria necatrix is the source of this 143-nucleotide messenger RNA. RefSeq lists its product as hypothetical. NCBI's taxonomy places the organism in Eukaryota, Apicomplexa, Conoidasida, Eucoccidiorida, Eimeriidae. The record is from RefSeq and is a predicted model, not a curated record. The annotation marks the transcript as partial. The transcript is spliced from 2 exons.